GGGCGGGGGUGAUGUAGCGAGCGGGAGGGCGGGACCACGGCUGGUUAAAGCCCAGCAGAGGCAGCCGCAUCCCCGCAGAAGCUGCUCGCUGGUGCCCGGCGUACAGGUGCUCGACGCGGAGGCUUCCUCGGUACACCGAGCAGACUGGGAGUCCAGACAUGCGUGUCGGCAACAUGAAAGCCCCCCUCCCUCUCCUCCCCCCCCUGAUGCUCCUGGCCGCCAUGUCCCAACCGCAAGCCUUCCCCUUCAGCGCCUCUCUGGACUUGGACGUCACCCCCAGGACCACCGUCUUCGUCAAAGGCCUGCUGGGCGGCGCUCGCUUCACCGGGUCCACCUGGAACUACAGCACCUUGCUGCUGGAGGAGGAGGCGGGGCUACUGUACGUGGGAGGAAGAGGAGCGCUGUACGCCCUCAACGCCGCCAACAUCUCCACAGCCGCCAGCCCCCGGGUGGACUGGGAUGCUACACCCGAGCAGAAGAGGCAGUGCCUGAGCAAAGGUAGAGACAACAAGACCGAGUGUUUCAAUCACAUCCGCUUCCUGCAGCGCCUCAACCAGACUCACCUGUACGUGUGCGGGACCAACGCCUUCAGACCCCUCUGUGCUUACCUGGACUCGGAACGCUUCAGCUUGUCCUCGGGCUUCGAGGAUGGAAGAGACCGGUGUCCCUAUGACCCGUCCAAGGGGUACACAGGCCUGCUUGUAGACGGCGAGAUGUUCACGGCCUCCCAGUACGAGUUCCGCAGCUUGCCUGACGUGCGCCGCAACUUCCCCUUCCCCACGCUCAGGACGGAGGAGGCGCCCACCCGCUGGCUUCUGGAGGCCGACUUCGUGGGCUCGGUGCUGCUCCGGGAGAGCAUCAACAGCUCCGUGGGCGACGACGACAAGAUUUACUUCUUCUUCACGGAAAAGAGCCAGGAGCAGACGCCGUACCCGAGCCGCACCAAAGUGUCCAGAGUGGCCCGGGUUUGCAAGACGGACUGGGGCGGUCAGAGAACUCUUCAGAGGAAGUGGACCUCCUUCCUCAAGGCCCGCCUGGUGUGUUCAGUCCCCGAGUACGAGCUGCACCUCAACGUCCUGCGCAGCGUCUUUGUCCUGCACGGCCCGGACGCUCACAGCAGCCUCUUCUACGCCGUCUUCGGUCUGGAAUGGAAGAACAUCAAAGCCUCGGCCGUCUGCCAGUAUGCCUUCUCGGAUGUGCAGAGGGCCUUUGAGGGGCCCUACAUGGAGGUGCAGGACUCCAAGUGGAGGGAGUACACAGGGAAGGUCCCCGAGCCAAGACCUGGAUCAUGCAUCACAGACCUGCACCGCUCCAAGGGCAUCAACUCCUCUCGAGACCUCCCGGACAGCACCCUGACUUUCGCCAGGAGGCACCCGCUCAUGGCCACCCAGGUGCACCCCACUGGGGAGCGCCCCCUCAUGUUCAAGAGGAGCGUCAACUACGUGCGCAUAGCCGUGCAUCGCCAGCCGGCGCUGGAUGGAAACAUCUACACCGUUCUCUUCUUGGGAACUGAUAACGGCUGGCUGCACAGAGCGGUGGACAUCGGGGGUCAGAUGCACAUCAUGGAGGAACUGCAGAUGUUUGCUGAAGAACAACCUGUGGAGAGUCUGGUGCUGUCUGCCAACCUGCGUCAGAUCUACGUGAGCUCCCACUCAGGGGUGGUGCAGCUGCCCACCUCCACCUGCCGGAGGUACACUUCCUGUUACGACUGCAUCUUGGCCAGGGACCCCUUCUGUGGCUGGGACGGCCGGGAGUGCGUGGAGGUGUGGCAGUCCGGCCAGAACCUCACCCAGGACAUCCUGAGGGGGACCCGGGGCUGCCAGGAGACCUCUGGAAACGUUCUCCACCGGAGGCGCUCCAUCAUGUCGGGUGACGACGCCCUCCUGCAGUGCGAGCUGCGCUCCAACUUGGCCACGCCCCGCUGGACGCUGGACGGCCGAGCGCUCCGAGACCCGGGCGAGGACUACCGCCUUGGCGCGGACGGCCUCCUCAUCAUCGGGGCGCGGCGGAGCGGCACGUACCGCUGCUUCGCCGUGGAGAACUCCGUGUCCGUCCUGGUCUACGUCUACACCGUGACGGUGCACGCCGACCCCAACUUCCCCGCCGGGACGACGCACGCCGCCGAGCCCACGACGGCCGCCGCCACCACGGUCCUCGCCGCCGCUCCCUCGCCGCCCGCCAGGCCCUCGCUGCGCACGUACCGCCACAUGGAGGCGGUCUACGUCUCCCUAGUGGCGGUCCUGGGCGGCCUGUGCCUGGUCCUGUCCGUGGUCUUGCUGUACGUGAGCUUCUGCACCCGGCGCAGGAAGUACCCCGAGCGGGGCCUGCAGGUCCUGGGGGCCACGGAGAGCAAGAGGAGCUCCUUCUUCGAGCUGGCGUCCGUCUCCAGCCGCUGCAACGGCCGCCGCUCCGUCUCCACGCCCGCCUUCGGGGACUUCAGCGAGCGCUUCCUGCAGGAGGCGUCGCCGCCCACCACCCCGCCCCCGGCCCCGCCUCUGCCCAUGCCGCCCCCGCUGCCCGACUUGGACUACGUCAACGGGCUCUCGGCCACGCUGCCCGGCGUCCUGCGCAAGAUGAACGGCAACAGCUACGUGAUCCUGCGGCAGCUGGACCGGGACGGCGCCUCGCCGCUCUGCCGCUCCUUCACCGAGGAACUGAACCGCAUCCUGGAGCAGAGGAAGCAGCUGGACCUGCAGCCCGGGGAGAGCGCCACCUAGAGACUCUCGGACGCUCACCUUUCCCUCAACAACGCCGUGCUUCUGACAGAAACCACAUCCGGUCCUUCUGCUCCUCAGGAGAUCUAAUCAAGAUGAAGGUAUUUUCCAUCUUCUUCCACUUAUCCGAGAUGGGGUCGCGGGGGCAGCAGCCUAAGCAGAAGUCCGGACUUCCUGAGGCGUUCCAGCCGGGAGGCAACGUGUCCUGGGUCUUCCUAGGAAACUAAAUAUCUUAUUUUUCUGUCGCCAGAUGGUCUAAUAGGGUGUCCAAAAUAAAAAAAAAACAGUAGUGCAGUAGGCCUAAGUAUCCAUUAAAAACAAGGUUUUUGUACUUCAUAUUUUUCACCCACAGUUUGAACAGUCACACUGUGUUGGAAUGUUCCUUUCAUUCGUUGACGUACCACAAGAUGAGAAUUCCUGCGUUAGUUUGACAACGUGGGUGUUGUUGGUCGGGGGUGCUUUAUCAGUAUCAUAAAGUGGUGCCAUUCAUCCGGAAUUUUUUCAUUUUGAUUCGUCAAAUCAGCACAAAUUGUUUUGUUCUUUUUGUUUUGUAGUUUUUUUAUGUUGCUGGUCAAUUUAAAUGCAUUUUAUUUAUUUAUUUAUAUUUAAUUUGUCAUUAAUAAAUGGUUCAAAAAUGUUUCUAGUUGAAAUGAGGAUUUAUUUGAUUUUCCAUCCAUCUUCCGCUUAUCCGAGAUGGGGUCGCGGGGGCAGCAGCCUAAGCAGAAGUCCGGACCUCCUGAGGCGUUCCAGCCGGGAGGCAACGUGUCCUGGGUCUUCUUGCCCACCUCGGUCUCUAGGAAACUAAAUAUCUUAUUUUUCUGUCGCCAGAUGGUCUAAUAGGGUGUGCAAAAUAAAUAAAAAAACAGUAGUGCAGUAGGCCUAAGUAUCCAUUAAAAACAAGGUUUUUGUACUUCAUAUUUUUCACCCACAGUUUGAACAGUCACACUGUGUUGGAAUGUUCCUUUCAUUCGUUGACGUACCACAAGAUGAGAAUUCCUGCGUUAGUUUGACAACGCGGGUGUUGUUGGUCGGGGGUGCUUUAUCAGUAUCAUAAAGUGGUGCCAUUCAUCCGGAAUUUUUUCAUUUUGAUUUGUCAGAUCAGCACAAAUUGUUUUGUUCUUUUUGUUUUGUAUUUAAGUUUUUUUUAUGUUGCUGAUCAAUUUAAAUGCAUUUUAUUUAUUUAUUUAUAUUUAAUUUGUCAUUAAUAAAUGGUCCAAAAAUGUUUCUAGUUGAAAUGAGAAUUUAUGUGAUUUUCCAUCCAUCUUCCAUUUAUCCGAGAUGGGGUCGUGGGGGCAGCAGCCUAAGCAGAAGUCCGGACCUCCUGAGGCGUUCCCGCCGGGAGGCAACGUGUCCUGGGUCUUCUUGCCUACCUCGGUCUCUAGGAAACUAAAUAUCUUAUUUUUCCGUCUAGAUGGUCUAAAAGGGUGUUCAAACAAAAAAAAAACAUGAAAAAGGCAGUAGCGCAGUAGGCCUAAGUAUCCAUUAAAAACAAGGUUUUUGUACUUCAUAUUUUUUACCCACAGUUUGAACAGUCACACUGUGUUGGAAUGUUUCUUUCAUUCGUUGACGUACCACAAGAUGAGAAUUCCUGCGUUAGACAAUGCGGGUGUUGUUGGUCGGGGGUGCUUUAUCAGUAUCAUAAAGUGGUGCCAUUCAUCCGGAAUUUUUUCAUUUUGAUUUGUCAAUUCAGCACAAAUUGUUUUGUAUUUAAGUUUUUUUUAUGUUGCUGAUCAAUUUAAAUGCAUUGUAUUUAUUUAUUUAUAUUUAAUUUGUCAUUAAUAAAUGGUCCAAAAAUGUUUCUAGUUGAAAUGAGGAUUUAUGUGAUUUUCCAUCCAUCUUCCAUUUAUCCGAGGUGGGGUCGCGGGGGCAGCAGCCUAAGCAGAAGUCCGGACCUCCUGAGGUGUUCCAGCCGGGAGGCAACGUGUCCUGGGUCUUCUUGCCCACCUCGGUCUCUAGGAAACUAAAUAUCUUAUUUUUCUGUCGCCAGAUGGUCUAAUAGGGUGUCCAAACUUAAAAAAACAUGAAAAAGACAGUAGCGCAGUAGGCCUAAGUAUCCAUUAAAAACAAGGUUUUUGUACUUCAUAUUUUUUCACCCACAGUUUGAACAGUCACACUGUGUUGGAAUGUUUCUUUCAUUCGUUGACGUACCACAAGAUGAGAAUUCCUGCGUUAGUUUGACAAUGCGGGUGUUGUUGGUCGGCAGUGCUUUAUCAGUAUCAUAAAGUGAUGCCAUUCAUCCGGAUUUCUUCAUUUUGAUUUGUCAAUUC
This is a messenger RNA of Nerophis ophidion (straightnose pipefish), 4981 nucleotides long. RefSeq names its product sema domain, immunoglobulin domain (Ig), transmembrane domain (TM) and short cytoplasmic domain, (semaphorin) 4Gb (gene sema4gb). Gene Ontology annotation, biological process: positive regulation of cell migration; semaphorin-plexin signaling pathway; negative chemotaxis. NCBI's taxonomy places the organism in Eukaryota, Metazoa, Chordata, Actinopteri, Syngnathiformes, Syngnathidae. The record is from RefSeq and is a predicted model, not a curated record. Gene Ontology annotation, molecular function: semaphorin receptor binding; chemorepellent activity. The transcript has 14 exons. The coding region runs from base 159 to 2717 and encodes 852 amino acids.